Messenger RNA from Pochonia chlamydosporia 170, 270 nucleotides. RefSeq lists its product as hypothetical. The transcript has a single exon. The record is from RefSeq and is a predicted model, not a curated record. Bases 1 to 270 code for a protein of 89 amino acids. NCBI's taxonomy places the organism in Eukaryota, Fungi, Ascomycota, Sordariomycetes, Hypocreales, Clavicipitaceae.
AUGUUCUCAGUCUUGCAAAUAAAUGGCACCGAUGGGAAGAAUAUGAAGCGAGAUGAAGAGGGGGAGUUCAAGCAAGUGAGGGAGAUGACAUAUGCGUCAGAGGCCAUAGUUGCCGAAGAUUUGGACUCACAGUUGCCUAUGGCAUUGGAUCGGUGGAGAAUUCUGAAAGCGAUUCGCUUACAUAAUCGGCCCAGGGUUGUUGUGCGGAACCUUUCAUCUUGUGGAGGCACUGGGUUCAAAUGUUGCCAAAUACACCAGACUGGACCGUGA